Engraulis encrasicolus (European anchovy) is the source of this 2008-nucleotide messenger RNA. RefSeq names its product Fc receptor-like protein 5. The transcript has 12 exons. Gene Ontology annotation, cellular component: plasma membrane. Gene Ontology annotation, biological process: cell surface receptor signaling pathway. NCBI's taxonomy places the organism in Eukaryota, Metazoa, Chordata, Actinopteri, Clupeiformes, Engraulidae. The record is from RefSeq and is a predicted model, not a curated record. The coding region runs from base 20 to 2008 and encodes 662 amino acids. Gene Ontology annotation, molecular function: transmembrane signaling receptor activity.
CUCUGUGACACAACGCACCAUGGACAUCACACUUCUGUGUGUGAUUCUUGCAACAGUUUCAGAGCAGCAUUUCGUACACACAGAAGACCUUCCUUCAGCUAAUCUGACUGUAGAGCCUCAGGGUCCUGUGUUCCCUGGAGAAUUGGUCACCUUGACGUGUAACAUACGGUCUAGCAGUGGCUGGACAUACAAGUGGUACAAUAACCAUAGUCUGGUGUUUGAGUCUGAGGAAAACACUUUCAACAUCACAACAGUUACCGAGUCUGAUAAGGGCCAGUACUGGUGUCACGGGGAGAGACCAGAUAGACCCACAUCUUCAAAGAACAGCAGUUACAUUAGCCUUGAUGUAAUAGUCCAGCCUGAACUCACGCAAGAUCCGAAUUUUUUACUCUUGACUGGAUACAAUGUGACUCUGAGGUGUGAGUUGGAUGUCUCCUCUGGUUUGAGUUUCUACUGGUACAAGAAUACACUUAACUCCACUCCUGUGGCCCAGACUGAUGUGAGCUCCUACACCAUUAGCCAUCUUCAGCUCUCUGAUGGAGGACAGUACUGGUGCAGAGCUCAGAUACAGCAGACAGUGCGUCACACGCAGCACAGCAAUGGGAUCUGGGUCAAUGUCACAGACAAGCCCACAUCAAUAGUUCUUUCCAACGGCACAGAAUUUUUCUAUGAAGAGACUGUCUUCCUUCGAUGUGAAGUCCAAGGUGGGAGAGGCGGUGACUGGGAUUACAGAUGGUAUAGGAAGGACUACAGCUACAGCAGCAAUGAGUAUCUACGCAGUUCUGCACAGGAGUACAGCUUUCGCAUGAGCAAUUAUGACGACUACACUUACACCUGUUCUUCUUCUUCUCCAGUGUCACUGCAAAUCAGUCCCAACAGAAGUCAGCACUUCUCCAGAGAGUCCCUGUCACUGAGCUGUGUAGGACUGGGGGACACUAACCUACCCUAUGCUCGUCUGACUGUAGAGCCCCAGGGUCGUGUGCUGCCUGGAGAAACAGUCAUCUUUACGUGUAACAUACGGUCUGCCAAUCCCAAACUCACACAGAAUAAGGAUUAUCUUCUCCUGACCGGAGACUCUGUGACUCUGAGGUGUGAGUCGGAUGUCUCCUCUGGUUUGAGUUUCUACUGGUACAAGAAUACACUUAACUCCGCUCCUGUGGCCCAGACUGAUGUGAGCUCCUACACCAUUAACCAUCUUCAGCUCUCUGAUGGAGGACAGUACUGGUGCAGAGCUCAGAUACAGCAGACAGUGCGCCACACGCAGUACAGCAAUGGGAUCUGGGUCAAUGUCACAGACAAGCCCUUGGCAUCAAUCACCGUUCUUUACGAUGUGACAGAAUUUUUCAGUGGAGAGACUGUCUCCCUUCGAUGUGAAGUCCAGGGUGGUAGAGUCAGUGACUGGGCGUACAGCUGGUAUGAAGAGAAGUCCACAGAGCCUCUUCCCAGUUCUUACCGGAACUACCGAUUUGAUAUGACGAGCUCUGAUGGCAUUUAUACCUGUGACGCGAAACACAAAAAUGGUUUGAAUCAUUCAGCCAGAAGUGAGCCUAUUACAAUAAAGUGGAUUUAUGCCUUGCUGACAAUCAAUGGGUCAUCUUGGGUGAUGGAAGGAGAUUCUGUGACUCUGAGCUGUAAAGUUAUGCACUCCACUCUGAGCUGGAGAUACCGCUGGUACAAAAUGAUUCCUCACAGUACAACUCAGUCUUAUACAUGCGGAGACCAAGGUCACUGUGAAGAGAUCAUCUCAGACAGCAUCAGUGAAGAUGGGAGCUACUACAAUCUUGGUCCUGCUGCCAGCAAACACACUGGGAACUACACAUGCAGAGCGGAAAGAGGGGGGAGGGGGCGGUAUAGCCCAUCUCAACCUCUCUGGGUUAUAGUCUCCAGGACCCCUGUGUGGAUCGGAGUUGGAGUGCCUUUGGUCUUUUGCAUCCUCUUAUUCGGACUGCUGUGCUGGUUCAGAAAGCGCAAAGGUGCCAGCCAGGCGUCCAGCACACCACCACAGUAA